Molecule: messenger RNA, 2914 nt
Organism: Ostrea edulis (European flat oyster)
Lineage: Eukaryota; Metazoa; Mollusca; Bivalvia; Ostreida; Ostreidae
Product: protein PBDC1-like
Exons: 6
Coding region: 88-591 (167 amino acids)
Cellular component (GO): cytoplasm
Source: RefSeq, a predicted model, not a curated record
GCAUCUUAAUUCAUCAAACGUUUGACACAUCGGAGAAUUUACAGAGCAACUGCAAAACUAAGAUUAACAUUGGAUUUGUCGGAAAGCAUGGCAAACCUGUCAGAUUUUAAUGCUACAGAGCUGAAUGCUGCUGGAUCUCAAUUAACCAAUGAUGCUUCAAAAUAUGGGAACAACCCAGAUCUAGAAAUGCAAUGGGCUGUGAAGUCGUACCACCAUGCAGAGACCUAUUUCAAUCUGAUUUGCUCUGUGGACCCAACAGUGCUGAAGUUGACAAAGAUAGACGAUGACCUAUAUACAGAGUUUAGAAAGGAGUUUCCAGACUUAAAAAUAGAUAUUAUUCAAGAAGAUCAGCUCAAGAGUGUAGAGUCAAAAGCGAAAUGGCGCCCUUUUCUGAAUGCGUACGAGAAAAUCAUUGAAGACUUUAACUUUGGAACGUUACUGAGACUGGAUUGUUCAAAGGCCUACACAGAAGAGAAUAGCAUUCUGGUGGUGAGGAUCCAGUUCUUGGCUAUAGAAAUAGCGAGAAACCGUGAAGGAUAUAAUUCACCCCUGCGAUUACAGAAGAGGGAAAAGUCGGAACAGAAUACGUAACACAUGGUCAUAUAGUUGGUGUAUUAAUUAACCGACUACGUAGUAUUUAUACAGUGGUCGCAACUUUGAAAAACACUCGUUACUGCUGGAAGAUUUCAUUAUAUAAUUGAUGUAUAUCAUGUGUUUAAUGUGAAAUGUGAUGUUAAUUUACAAUAUGCUUUUCUUGAUGAAAUCGUUAUGAUGAACUGUAGGUGCUCUUGGUAAACACUUGUAUUUUUUGACAAUUUCUUUUUCAUUACACUGUACCAGCAUCAAGGUCUGCUUGACUCUUAAACAUUGUACCAAUAUCAAGGUCUGCUUGACUCUUAAACAUCGUACCAGCAUCAAGGUCUGCUUGACUCUUAAACAUUGUACCAGCAUCAAGGUCUGCUAGACUCUUAAACAUUGUACCAGCAUCAAGGUCUGGUUGACUCUUAAACAUUACCAGCUUCAAGGUCUGGUUGACUCUUAAACAUUGUACCAGCAUCAAGGUCUGCAAGACUCUUAAACAUUGUACCAGCAUCAAGGUCUGCUUGACUCUUAAACAUUGUACCAGCUUCAAGGUCUGCUAGACUCUUAAACAUUGUACCAGCUUCAAGGUCUGCUAGACUCUUAAACCUAAUAGUAACAGCGGUCAUGGGUACUUUGUCAUAUGGAGAAUGAAGUUUUCGGAAUGUGGUGAUCUGUUUUCGAGUUCUUGAUUAAUUAUCAUUGUUGUAUACUUACCUAGUCCAGAGCUGGUGUGUGCUGACAAGCAAUGCUUAUGUACAUGUAAUAGGGUCAACCUUUUACAUGCUUUUAGUGCCUUUUUUAAUUUAAUACUUAUUUUCACCCUUGGAUAUAAGCAUGAAUGAAUAUCCUGGACACAGUAAAACCACUUCGUUUUAUGGGUCUAAUCAUUAAUUUUAGACAUUUAAAUAACCUCCUAAACCAUUAAAGCUAAUGUGGGUUUUUUUUUUUAUUAUACCUGUUAUACAUGUAGUUGGGUUGUGUUAUCAUGUCUCCCCUCUUCCAGGAGGAGACAUUAUUUUUGUACUUUCUGUCCAUCCAAGGGCCUCCUUGGCCAAGUGGUUAGAGCAUCGUGCUCAAAAUCGCACGGUCUGUCGGCGCAGGUUUGAAUCCCGUUCACGCCGGUAAGUGAGAAAGUUUCCCAGUUUACUUUCGGGAGGUCAGUGGUCUCUUCCCAGCUACAUUGUAUCUGGGUUCUCUCUUCCACCAAUAAAAACGGGGCUCCACCAUAUAACUGAAAUGUUGUUGAGUGGCAGAAAACAUCAAUCAAUCAAUCUCUUAUAUGGCUCAUCUAAUAGAUUUAAAACUUUGUACAAUGCUUCAUUGCCUUUUGUAGAUGUGCCUAUUGUAGGGACAGGAGGAUUCAAUUGUUAUCCUUAAAGUUAUAGUGGAUCUUAGGGGUGGGGGUGUAAAAUAGUUUGUGAACACUUCUGCUAUAUGGCUUAUUGGAGUUCAUAAUUAAUGUCUAUGGUCUUGCUCAUGCUUUCUACUCCAUACCAUGUAGUAAGUUUCAUUUUGAGCCCUUCCAAUUCGGAGGGCUGGGGAGAUAUUUGUUUUUCAUAAAAUCAAUCUCAAGUUGUGUGAUGCAUUUGUCCAUCAGUCUGUUGGUGAACAGCUUGUGGGUCAGAUAUAAACCUUACUUAUAAGUCAAAGAUCAUCAAAUUUGGUACACUUGUUCCCAAUGAUUAUAGAAAGAAGCCAGUAGCCAAAAGAUCAAAGGUGAAGGUCAACAUACAUGAGUAAUUGAACAGGCACAAAAUAAGAUGCACACAGUACUAAUAAGGCUAGGAUAAUCAAACCUGGUACACUUGUUCCCAUUGUGAGAGAAAGAUGCCCAUUAUUUCUCAUGAUGACAAAUUAAACUUUCAUCUUGAAGGCAAAACAGUAUCAAACUUGGUAUACAUGUUUCCGAUUGUGAGAGAAAGAUGCCUAUUUUUUCUCAUGAUGACAAAUUAAACUUUCAUCAUGGAGGCAAAACAGUAUCAAACUUGGUAUACAUGUUUCCGAUUGUGCUGGUGCCAAGUAUAUUUUGAAAAGUAAAAAUUUUACUCAAGUUAUACUUGAUUACCUGGUAGUACAAAUUUCUCUUAACAAAGCCAUUUUUGGUGUUUUAUAAUACUCUCUGAUAUCAAAGAAGUGUCUAUAAAAAACCCUGUCAGAACCUAACUCUUUUAUAUCAGAGACUGGUUUGAUUGGAUGAUAAUUCUUGUUUCGAUUUUUAUUUCAUUACUGAAUAUAUUUUAUUAGCUCUUUCAAACCUGCCAUGGCAAAAGUGAUUCUGAAGUAUACAUUGUAUAUAUACCAAGUAUAUAAGUAAAUAUCUAUAUUCUAUCUU